Messenger RNA from Closterium sp. NIES-65, 432 nucleotides. The record is from the annotation of a GenBank genome assembly. Lineage: Eukaryota; Viridiplantae; Streptophyta; Zygnematophyceae; Desmidiales; Closteriaceae.
AUGUGUGAAACCUAUUGUGAAACCAGCCAUUGUCACAGCGGUUCAUUUCAGUAUUGGCCAUUUCAUCGCGUGUUUUGCCCUCUUCCCUCGUGUCCAUCCGCCAGAGCGAUCACCGUGGGUGGCAGGGGGCGCAGUCCCUGGCGCUACAACCUGCACAACUGGCGCCCCUCGACGGCUGCUCGUGCAGGCGAUGUGCUCGUGUUCAAGUGGAGGGGCGUCAUUCCCCAUGACGUGGUCCUCAUGGACUCAGAGGGCACCUAUGGAAGCUGUGACUUCGGAGCUGCUAAGAAGCUCACACGGAUCGUCAACUCCAAGACGUACAGGUACAAGGUGCCGCAGUCAGCAAGGGGCCAGACCCUUUACUUCUCCUGCAGUGUGCCUGGCCACUGCUCGCCUGGCAACAUGAAAGUGGCCAUUCAAGUCAAGGCAUGA